GCGCCCGCUGCAGAACCGUGGGCGGAGACGGAAGCCGCGGGGCCCCGGGCGCUGUGGCCGCUGCUGUAGCGGGGGGCGGCUCGGGGGACCAUGGUGCAGCUUUACAACCUGCACCCGUUCGGGUCGCAGCGAGUAGUGCCCUGCGGGCAGGAGCCGGCGCACUUCUGCUGCGGGCCCGACGUGCUGUUCGUGGCCGGUGCGGCGGCCAGUUGCAGGGUGGAGGUGUUCGCCGUGCGCCACGAGGGCCGCUGCGAACCCCUAGGCUCCUUCGCCACGCUGGGAUCCGUGCUGCACAUGGCGCACAGCCGAGCAGGAGACUAUUUGUUGACAAUUGAAGAGAAAAGCAAAGCAACUUUCCUAAGAGCGUAUAUGAACUGGAGAUGCAUGUCUGCAGGGAGUUCUCGUGUUUGUGUCCGGAUGGUUGGUCACAAGAUGGAAGAGUCAUACAGUGAAACCUUAAAAGAACAUAUGUCAAUUGUGGAAAUGCCACUUUCAGAUCCUCCGCUGUGCGUUUCAUGUUGUCCUGUAAAUGGAGAUAUUCUUGUGGGCUGCAAAAAUAAACUAGUCAUGUUCUGUUUGAAAUACCUGGUCAUAAACCAGAAUUUGACUGUAUUAGACUUUGAACGCACCUUAAUUUUACACAUUGAUGACUUCAUUCCUACUGAAGUUGCAUUCUGUGCCAGACAUAUAGCCAUAACAACAGAAUUGGAUGUUCUGAUCCUGAAACUGGAACUGAUCCGAAGUGCAGACAGUACAGAGCAACAUGCACAUCGAGUUAGUACACUAGAAGAGCCUGGAAAUGGAAGUGUAAAAGGUGAAGACCUUUCAACACAUACUUUGCAGCUUGAAUUAGAUGAGUUCAUCAUAUGUCAGAAACCAGUGGAACUGCUUGGGGAAGAAAGUAAGCUAUGUGAGAUACCCAUCACGCUGGAAUCCACAGAGUUAGCUACAGAAGACACAAAGCACUUUCAAGUGCGGUAUCUCCUUUUCAGGCAUUUUGCACCUGACCAGUCGCCUUUUGGGUUUUGUGAAGAGAUGAAGUUGCACUCUGUUCAACUGCUUCCUAUAUACCAGACAGGAAGUUCUGUGACAGCCCAUGAGGAAACUGAGACCAAGAGAGAACUACUCAGUCUCUUUUGCUUUUUCUCUUUGCCUCAUGUUGGAUAUCUCUACUCUGUUGGGAAGUUAGUAGAACUGAUUUCUACUUACCAGUAUUCAGAGAAGUCAGAGCAGGCAGUUCUCACUCCACAAUUCCUGCACGUCAUUACAAGUGAGAACCUGCAGUGUUUCACAGUGCGGUGCAGUGCAGCAGCAGCUCGUGAUGAGGAUCCAUACAUUGAUACGACUGCAAAGGCUUGUCCACCUGUUGCUCUGGAUGUCUGCACAUUACGAAUGCAGCUUUUUAUAGGACCAAGAGCUAUCUGUCAUUUCAAAAACCAUAUAAUUCUUCUGACUAAGGCUAACACAGAAGAUAUUACUGAAAGACGAAAGCCUACAAGAAGGAUGCUUUCCAGAAAGGCUAAUAGCAUCAAAUCCAGAACAAAUUCCGAGUCAGCGCCUGGUUGGAAUUUAUAUAUUAUAAACACUGUUUCAACAAUCCAGCUGUACAGAGAAAUGGUAGAUUAUAGUAGAACUUACGAAAAUGCGAAAACUGAGAGUUGCAUCCACCUUCUAAGUGAGGCUCACUUACUAGUCAGAGCAGCUAUAAUGGACCCUGGUUUCCUUAAAUCAGAUGAUAAAGAAGAACUUCUAAGAGCGUUCAGAGAAAGUUGUGCCUUUUUAGGAGACUGCUACAGCAGGUUUGACACAAAGGAUUACCACCUUGCUUUGCCAUACUAUAGAAUGGCGGGUUUAUCCAUGACUGAAGUUUUAGAGCGACUAGUUUCAGAAGGUGAUGAAAUACAGACAUAUGAAAGAGGUUUUAUAUUUUAUUUAACUCACUCUCUUAAUGAAGACAUAAAUGAAGAAUUAAGCAAGGAAUCAGCAAAUCAGGUUCUCCAGAUAUUCAAUGUUGCUGAUCCCAUGCAGCUGCCUCAUAUCCUCUGCAGUCCCUGCAUGAGAAAUGUAUGUCCUUUGACAGCUGUGAAGUAUCUUCAUAAAGUAGAAAACAAUAUGCCGUCGGUGGUCCUCACACUUACUAAGGCUUUCAUGGCUCUGAAAAUGGGAGACCUGAUGAUGUAUGAGCAUGAGAUGAGCUCCCAUAAGGAGACAGUACUGGCCUCUGGCUUCACUGAGCAACCAAAACUCCUGAGACAGUAUAAAGAAGGAAUCGUUAUUCCAACUGAAUUUGCUGUUCACCUGAAGGAGAUGCAGCCUGGAUUAUUGGUGGCUGCCACUGUGGCUUUGCAUGAGAACAGUAAAAUUGAACUGGAAGAAGCAGAUGUGUUUUUCAAGAUAUUGUGUAAUAACAGUGAAAACGCUGUUCCUCAGCUCUUGGUAGAUUUCUGGGAAGCUCUCCUUGUAGUAUGCUCUCAGGAAGAUGUACUUCAGGAGCUCUUACUGAGGGUUACUUCUCAGUAUGUUUGGAGAAUAUCAAAGAAGCAACUUCCUGAGACUAAGCCAUUGAAAACAACAGAGGAUCUGAUAAACUCCUGUAAUCGUUUUGGGUUCAUUUUCCCAUGGGUUACUUUCAUAAUGUCAAUGGGAUCUCCACCCGAUAAAGAUUACCCUGAAGAUAUUUCAAGGCUACAGUCUCUCUUAUGUAGUCAGUCGAUCAAUAUAACUGCAGCUCUGCCUAUCUUGGAACCUCUGAUAGAGGCUGGCAAUGUCGGCCUCACCAUCCAUGUUCUCUGCAGUACCCAUCUGGGCAAGUAUGAGGAUUCCAUUGACCAGCUUCUCAAAAGGUGUCCUGCUGCAGCUGUGUUAUAUGCUCAGCACGAACUGAAGGAUGAUAGUCGGGCUGUAUGGUGGAACAAACUGCUUCCAGAACUUUGCAAGAGAACCCGACUUACUGAAAAUGACUAUCCUGUUCUUAUUUCAUCACUAAAAGAAACUUUAUCAGUUGUUGCAAUGGAAUUGGAACUAAGGGAUUUCCUUAGUCUUCUACCAGAGGAUGGAACUGCAGCAUUUUUCCUGCCACAUCUUCUUCACUGCAGCCGGAGGAAACUCCUGACCUAGACGCAAUGAAUGUCUACUAUUCAUUCAAAUACCAUGAAUGUGCUGGAAUAAAAAAAAUAAAUUUAAAAAGAGAAAUACAUAAAAACCACUAUGAGUCCCCCUACACAUACAUCACCUUAUUUCUGAGCUAAAACCUUAUGACAAUUAUUGAAUGACAACUUAUUUGAGGCAGAGCAUCUCCUUUGAAGCUAACACUAUUGCACUUUGUCAGUGAACCAGAAGAACUGAGUAAUUGUUUGCCAGGUUAAAAACAUAGCUAUUAAACUAGUAGGCGUAGGGGUCACUCAUCCUGUAAAUAAGGCUGAAUUUAUGGCCAAAGCAGCUGAAAAAUACAGACUGUGCAGUACAAUUGUACAUACAAUAGUCACUGAAAGUAAAACAGGGAGUUAGUUUUAACUGUAUGCUAGCUACUUGGAUCACUGACCUAGAGAGGAAUUUACGCUUAGUCAUGUAUUUAAUUGUGUAAGUAAAAGUAAGUACCUUACUCUUGUAAGUGGAAUUGGAUUUUGCAAAAUAGACAUUGCCUUGAAUUCCAUCUGGAAAAUCCAGUCAGCUGCUCUGUCAUCUUAUAUACAUACCCCUGUAAGUGUUACAGUGAAACUGUUUUCAUUUAGCAAUUUACAGGAAAAGGCUGUAAAUUAAAGAUACAAAAAUGUUCUUAGGGGGAACGGAAGAUACAUACUACUGCUUGCUUGCAGUUUUUGUAUGCUUUCUUCUGUUGUACUUGAAUAGUACUUGCACUGUACUGAUAUUUGAAGUAUCACUAGGUCACAAAUCUAGCUGAAAUAUGUUUCUUCCAGGUCUUCUGGUAAGUGUCUCGUAUGUACUGGUAUUUGUCUUCCUUUUGGGCAGAUGGCAUCCUUCUGCUCUUUCAGCUCGAAUUUAGUCAUAAUAAACUAUCACAAUGUUUAUGACUGUCUUAUAAAUAAUGUUCUUUGAGAAUCUACUACAAAUAAAACAAUGAUUCUCUGAUCCUGUAAACAGCUAAAGACCUAACUAGUUGACAUAGUCUCUCAACUCCAAUUUCACUAAACCUGUAACGUUACUUAAACUGGUAAAGGGCAAUUAGAAGAGAUCGUCUACAUUCUAAAUAAAAACAUCCAAGACAAAACAAAACAGAGUAGUUUUAAUUUCUUUAUGUGGCAGGUCUGAUACAGCCAAAAUCAAUGAUCUAAUUUACUAGUACGGAGUCGUCUGAUUUCAACAGAAUCUUCCUCUUUUUCAAAAAAAAGCCAAAGCAAUUUAGACUUGGUACAGAGAAGAAAUGUCCUUUACACUGGUAAGCUGUAAAGCCAGCUAUUUUGCUUUGCCUGUCUGUAUAAUACAUUCUUCCCUGUUAUAUAUUACAAGUGAGAGAUCAGAUGAGCCAAAGGGAGAGCUAUGCUCUAACUUGGGCAGUCAGGUUAUUAAAACACAACUGGAUGGUACAAAGAUACCUGCUCUAGCUGCUUACAUUUUUGACCAAGAAUCAGUCAAGCAGUAGUACUGUUGCUUCUAGCUGUCAAGAAGUGCUUAAUUUGUCUAGCUAUGCACUACAACAAUAGAAGCAAAAUGUAGCUAUUCAGGAUUUGGGGCAAAGCUCUUACGUAUACUAGUCACCAUAUUUUACCCUUCACUGUCUUAAUUUUAUCAGGCUUAUGUCAGCAUAACUUUGUCUCUUUUGUAAUUAUUUUCAUAACAUAAAACCACAAACAGUUAUGAACUGGUGCAACUGUGAUAAGUCAGACGUUGCAUCUUUUAAAUUCACUAUCUUGAAAUAAAAUUAUAAAAUAAUUCAAGAACCUAUGGAUAAAGUGAAUAAUUGGAUAAUUGAAUUCCAAGUUUCCAUGGAAUAGCUACUGAGAUGUCUGACUAGUAAAAUGUGACAUCAAAGCUAGGAAAAAUACCUAAAAUGAAUUUUGCUGUUACACGGUUAUUUACUAAUUAAAAAAUAAUAAAACAUAACUUGGAAAGUA
Molecule: messenger RNA, 5072 nt
Organism: Cygnus atratus (black swan)
Lineage: Eukaryota; Metazoa; Chordata; Aves; Anseriformes; Anatidae
Gene: HPS3
Product: HPS3 biogenesis of lysosomal organelles complex 2 subunit 1
Exons: 17
Coding region: 91-3117 (1008 amino acids)
Biological process (GO): organelle organization
Cellular component (GO): cytoplasm
Source: RefSeq, a predicted model, not a curated record